Messenger RNA from Cyphomyrmex costatus, 848 nucleotides. RefSeq names its product calcium load-activated calcium channel. Gene Ontology annotation, biological process: endoplasmic reticulum calcium ion homeostasis. The coding region runs from base 194 to 745 and encodes 183 amino acids. The transcript is spliced from 4 exons. Lineage: Eukaryota; Metazoa; Arthropoda; Insecta; Hymenoptera; Formicidae. Gene Ontology annotation, cellular component: cytoplasm; endoplasmic reticulum membrane; endoplasmic reticulum. Gene Ontology annotation, molecular function: calcium channel activity. The record is from RefSeq and is a predicted model, not a curated record.
AUAUAUAUCGAACAAUAUAUUUUUUCACCAUGUCUGUAAUUUAAUACAUUUAUCCUCGUCUAUUCGCCGACUUUAGUAGUAAAAAUACAAUUUAUCAAGAGGGACUUUCCCACUUGAAUCGAUCGGAAUUGUUUAUUAUGAGGAUUGAUCGUGUUGAAUUGUAUGAGCUGUGAAUAAAAACGACUUUGCUAACAUGUGGGCAGACACUAUUCUAAUUUUGUUUAUCAGUAUUUGCACAGCGUUACUAGGCGAAGGGUUUACAUGGUUAAUGGUGUACAGAACCGAAAAAUAUCAAAAACUAAAAGCCGAGGUUGAAAAACAAAGCAAAAAGCUGGAGAAAAGAAAAGAGGCACAUGGUGACUCUUUGGACAGACAACAAAAGAAGAAAAUUGAACGGGAAGAGGAGAGAUUGAAGAACAACAAUCGAGAUCUGUCUCUUGUGAAAAUGAAAUCUAUGUUUGCGAUUGGAUUUGCAUUUACAGCGUUAUUGAGUAUGUUCAACAACAUAUUUGAUGGACGAGUAGUCGCCAGAUUACCAUUUGUCCCAAUCAGCUGGAUACAAGGUUUGUCGCAUAGAAAUCUUCCUGGUGACGAUUAUACUGAGUGCUCAUUCAUAUUUUUGUACAUAUUGUGUACAAUGAGUAUCAGACAGAACAUCCAGAAAAUACUUGGCUUUGCGCCAUCCAGAACUGCAAGCAAACAGAGUGGCAGUAUCUUUGGAGUUCCACCUCAGCAAUUUAAAUAAAUUUAAAUUUUAUGAAUUGUUAAUGGAGUGUUUUACAGAAAUCUCUUUUAUAAAUCUUACUGUGUAAUUUUGAGAAUUUAUUUAUAUUUAAUAUUUAUAAUCU